This is a messenger RNA of Pochonia chlamydosporia 170, 3348 nucleotides long. Its product is annotated as C6 transcription factor. Gene Ontology annotation, cellular component: nucleus. Gene Ontology annotation, molecular function: DNA binding; DNA-binding transcription factor activity, RNA polymerase II-specific; zinc ion binding. Bases 1 to 3348 code for a protein of 1115 amino acids. The record is from RefSeq and is a predicted model, not a curated record. Lineage: Eukaryota; Fungi; Ascomycota; Sordariomycetes; Hypocreales; Clavicipitaceae. The transcript is spliced from 2 exons. Gene Ontology annotation, biological process: DNA-templated transcription; regulation of DNA-templated transcription.
AUGUCCGGCGGCCAGCAUCGCAUCAACCCGCAUCAAAAUCAGCAUGUUCAACAACCACUCCUUGACCCCGCUGCGUCGUUGCACCGCAUGUAUCACCAGCAAAACGCUGUGUCCUUGAACGGCGGCUCGCCUGCCAUCAUGGACGGAUCGUCAUACCCGGAAUUUGCCUUUCCUUUCGGCAACUUGUCAGAGGAGGGCCAGAUGAUGGGCAUGUCGGAAGUUGGCUUUGGAAAUCAGCAGAGCACAGAUUUCUCACAUCACCAGAGGCUAAGUAGCACCGGGCCGCCCGUCGUGCACGCCAUGUCAGCCGUGUCCGGCAUACCCGGGGCAAACUUUGUCCCCGAGCAAAUUGAUCAAAGGACAGGUUUGGAUGCGACGGAGGAUGGGAUACGUGACCGAAAUUCGCCAAUCGAUCAUUCUUUCGACGAUGCUGGCACUGAUGAAUUUGGCUUACCAGGGAACCACCGAGCUGAUGGUACAGACCUGGGUGGCAAGAACAAGGACGAUAAAACUGGACACCCGCCAGCCUGGAGUGAGCUGAAGACGAAGGCUGGGAAGGAUCGUAAGCGUCUUCCUCUCGCGUGUAUUGCCUGUCGACGCAAGAAGAUCCGAUGUUCUGGAGAAAAGCCUGCUUGCAAGCAUUGCCUAAGGUCACGCAUUCCCUGCGUGUAUAAAGUCACAACUCGAAAAGCCGCACCACGGACCGAUUACAUGGCAAUGUUGGAUAAGCGAUUGAAGCGUAUGGAAGACCGAAUUAUCAAAAUUAUCCCCAAACCAGAUCAAGACACCACCUCAUCCAUUACUCGGGCUACAGUCAAACCAUCAAUUCCUGGGGCAAAUCAAGGAAACAAGCCAGCUUGCAAAAAGCGUGGCGCUGAUGAAGCAUUUGGUACCGACUUGGAAGCGUGGGCAAAGGGACCGUCAAAGAUCAGGGGCGGCGAAGGGGCUGAUCACGCCUCACCAUCUAAAGAAGACGUUGAGUCCGAUGAGAACUUGUUGUUUCAGGAGGGUGCCGAUGCGCUUCCGCCGAAGGAGAUCCAAGAACAUCUUGCGGAGGUGUUUUUUGACAAUGUGUAUGGGCAAGCAUAUCACCUGCUUCACAAACCAAGCUACAUGCGCAAGUUAAAAAACAACACGCUACCUCCGGUCCUAAUUCUCUCUGUCUGUGCAGUUGCUGCACGUUUCGCGCCGCAGUCGAAUACUGGAUCAUCGACACGGCCAUUCCUUCGUGGUGAGGAGUGGGCCUCAUGUGCCCGAGAUAUCUGCACAAGGCGGUACGAGUGGCCAAACAUGACUGUCCUGACUUGCCUCCUUAUCCUAGGGUUACAUGAGUUCGGAACCUGCCAUGGUGGGCGAAGCUGGGCAUUGGGUGGUCAAGCAAUUCGCAUGGCAUUCGCCCUUCAACUCCACAAAGAUUUAGAAUACGACCCAUCCAGACGAGGCAGUAAAACUCCACUCAGUUUUGUUGACCGUGAAAUCAGGCGGCGCAUCAUGUGGGCAUGCUUCUUGAUGGAUCGGUUUAACUCCUCCGGCUCUGAUCGGCCAAUGUUCAUCAAGGAAGAAUCCAUCAGAAUUCAACUACCCGUUAAGGAAAGCUACUUUCAGCUAGAUAUGCCGGCGAAAACAGAGUCUCUUGACGGGUCCUCGCCUUUGUCUGGCUCUCCAGAUGGCGACGACAGGACCCUGGCUAGGGAUAACAUGGGCGUCGCGGCGUAUACAGUUCGUGCUAUUGCCAUUUGGGGCCGAAUCGUUGCAUAUUUCCAUCAAGGUGGGAAAGAGAUGGACCCAUAUCCUCUGUGGAGUGAGGGAUCAGAUUACACGAGUCUGGUACAGCAAGUAGACGACCUACUCCUUUCCCUACCAGAUUCGCUACAGUACUCUACAAGCAACUUGAACUUGCAUACGACUGAGAAAACCGCCAGCCAGUUUCUACUGAUGCAUCUAUCAAUCCAGCAAAACAUGCUAUUCUUGCAGAAGGCGGCUAUUGCAUGGGCAAGCAGCACAGGCAGCAAGGACGCACCACCAGAAUUUCUGCCACAAGCAAGUGCCAAGACGGUGAUCGCAGCCAACCAUAUCUCCGAGAUAUUGCGAGAUGCAGAACUAGCUAAAUGUAGUGUGACAGCUCCAUUCGCAGGCUACUGUGCUUUUUCUGCAACGAAUAUACACAUUCUCGGGAUAUUCUCAAGCAAUGCAACGGUCAAGUCGACUGCUGAGAUGAAUGCAGGUAUCAACAUCAAAUUUUUACGGAAGACGAUGCGAUAUUGGGGUAUGUUCCACUGGAUGGUGGAAAACAUCCGGACGCAAUACAGAAAUGCCUUGGAAGCAUUUCGGUCUGGCAAGGUCAGCACGCAAGGGUCCACUGCCUGGCCGGUGUUGCAGUAUUCGGACUGGUUCAACCGAUAUCCUCACGGGGUUAGCGAUUUCGACGUUGUAGAACCUACCUCGCAGCGAAGGAGAGAAAAGGGCGAAGAUGCAGUCUUGGAGCAGAAGCCAGAGCUGCAAUCGGUUGAAGAUUUUUUCACCAGCCUGGCCUCCCCAUCCAGUACAGAGGGUAGAGCAGCUUCUCAGGGCCCUGUCAAUAAGCGCAAGCAGGUCUCGAAGAAGGGUAGUGACGCCAGCGCCAACCGCCAAGACAGCAUCAAGUCCAACGAAGCGACCCUGGGAAAACACACUGGUGGCCCUCCGCGGAUUCAAACCCAAAUAUCUGGUUCACAACAACAACCCCCAACGUCGCUAGGGUGCCAGACGACUGGGCCGAGCUCAACAGCAUUCAGUCCAGUUGGCCUUUCUCAUGCUCAGGCACAAUCGUACACUGCCAUGUCUCCAAUGAGUCCCGUGCAGGUUUCGCCGUUUCCUCAUCAAAGCACCAGCCAGUCCCCGUUCUUUUCUUCGGACAUGCUUCAGAUGAAUAAUAUGGGGCAACAAACCCACGAUAUAUCACAGAACCUAGAUGGGCAACUAAGCGCUUUUGGGUAUUCGUUAUCCUCGUCCGGGCAGAAUAUGUUAGAUGGGAGCGCGCCGAAUUGGCAGGUCAAGGGUCAGCCCAAAAUGAUGAACUCGGAUCAGCGUGCUUUGAAGAUGAACAGUGGACAAGGACUGCCUCGGCAGUCACUCGACCAAGGCCAGAUUGGCGCUGACGGGCUCAGCGCAUUUAGCGGAAGCGACCUUCCCACGGGAUGGUUUAUGCCCUUUGUUGGCAUGGAACAACCCGAGUCACAAGAAACAAAUCUUUCUGGCCAUGGAGGUGUCGGCGGUAACACUGGCAUGGAUCCAUUCGGCUCCAUGUUUGGAACCAAUGGUAUGACGAUGAUGCCUAAUGCGAUGAAUGGCUUGCAACACACGCUGUAG